GCCCCGCCUGAGCUCUGGAGGGGCUAGAGCGAGGCGCAGAGCCCGCCUCCCGCCUCCAGAGCGGCGGCGCGAGCAGCUGGAGGAGGAGUGGCGGCACCGGGCUUCUCCCCGCGGGGGCCCCCCAGCAUGGUUGACUAUAUUGUGGAGUUUGACUAUGAUGCUGUACAUGAUGAUGAAUUAACUAUUCGAGUUGGGAAUAUCAUCAGGAAUGUGAAAAAACUACAGGAGGAAGGAUGGCUAGAAGGAGAACUAAAUGGAAAAAGAGGAAUGUUUCCUGAUAAUUUUGUUAAGGAAAUUAAGAGAGAGACAGAAUCCAAGGAUGACAAUUUGCCCAUCAGACGGGAAAGGCAUGGGAAUGUAGCAAGUCUUGUACAACGAAUAAGCACCUAUGGACUUCCAGCUGGAGGAAUUCAACCACAUCCACAAAUUAAAAACAUUAAGAAGAAGACCAAGAAGCGUCAGUGUAAAGUUCUGUUUGAGUACAUUCCACAAAAUGAUGAUGAACUGGAGCUGAAAGUGGGAGAUAUUAUUGAUAUUAAUGAAGAGGUAGAAGAAGGCUGGUGGAGUGGAACCCUGAACAACAAGUUGGGACUGUUUCCCUCAAAUUUUGUGAAAGAAUUAGAGGUAACAGAUGAUGGUGAAACUCAUGAAGCCCAGGAAGAUUCAGAAACUGUUUGGACUGGUUCUACCUUGUCUUUGCCGUCUAUGGGGAGUGGGAAUGAAAGUGCACCUGGAUCGGUUAUGCAGCCAAAGAAAAUUAGAGGAGUUGGAUUUGGAGACAUUUUUAAAGAAGGCUCUGUGAAACUUAGGACAAGAACACCCAGCAGUGAAAUAGAAGAGAAGAAAUCAGAAAGGUCACAAGGAUCCAGAACUCAGAGUGUGGAGAUGAAAACAGACACUGAAGGUAAAAUUAAAGCUAAGGAAUAUUGUAGAACAUUAUUUGCCUAUGAAGGUGCUAAUGAAGAUGAACUUACUUUUAAAGAGGGAGACAUAAUCCACUUGAUAAGUAAGGAGACUGGAGAAGCUGGCUGGUGGAAGGGUGAACUUAAUGGUAAAGAAGGAGUAUUUCCAGACAAUUUUGCCAUUCAGAUAAAUGAACUGGAUAAGGACUUUCCAAAACCAAAGAAACCACCACCUCCUGCUAAGGGUCCAGCCCCAAAACCUGAACUGAUAUCUGCAGAGAAAAAGUGUUUUCCUAUAAAGCCUGAAGAAAGAGAUGAAAAGUCCAUGCUGGAACAGAAACCUAAACCAGCUGCUCCACAAGUCCCACCCAAGAAGCCUACUCCACCCACCAAAGCCAAUAAUUUAUUGAGAUCUCCUGCAACAAUGUAUACAAAGCGACCUGAGAAACCAGUUCCUCCACCACCACCUGUACCCAGGAUUAAUGGGGAAGUGUCUACCAUUUCAUCAAAAUUUGAAACCGAGCCAGUAUCAAAACCAAAGCUAGAUUCUGAACAGUUACCACUUAGACCAAAAUCAGUAGACCUAGAUUCAUUUACAGUUAGGAGCUCUAAAGAAACGGAUCUCGUAAAUUUUGAUGAUAUAGCUUCCUCAGAAAACUUGCUACAUCUCACUGCAAAUAGACCGAAGAUGCCUGGAAGAAGGUUGCCGGGCCGCUUCAAUGGUGGACAUUCUCCAACUCAAAGCCCAGAAAAAAUCUUGAAAUCACCAAAAGAAGAAGAUAGUGCCAACAUAAAGCCAUCUGAAUUUAAAAAGGAUUCUAGCAGUUCUCCAAAGCCAUCUCUGUACCUUUCAACACCUUCAAGUCCUUCAAAACCAAAUAUAACUGCUUUCGUAACUCCAAUAGAAAUUAAAACUAAAUCAGAAGCAGAUGAUGGGGGAAAAAAUUCCCUGGAUGAACUCAAAGCUGAGGUGAUUGAACUCCUGUGCAUUAUAGAAGCACUGAAAAAGGAUCAUGGGAAAGAACUGGAACAACUACGAAAGGAUUUGGAAGAAGAAAAGGCAAAGAGAAUUAAUCUAGAGGUAGAAAUAGAGAAGCUGAAAAAAGCAGUCCUGUCUUCUUGAAGAGGCACAGACCCAGUAUUUUCACUGAUACAGGGACUCAGAACAACACUAUGAAUUUCAACUAACUUGUUACUUAAAAUGCUGAUGUUGUGAUGAAGAAAUACAAGUAUUUGAACUAUAAUAUCUAUAUAAAAGUAGGGGGAGGGUGAAUUUUUUUAUAUAUUUUGUUUUGCCAAUAUGAGGGGGAAAAGAGGCCUUAUUUCUUAUGUGCUGGGAUUGCAAACUUCUUUUUUAGUUUGCUUGAAAAUACUACUGAAUCUGUAUAAAAAGGAAAAAGUUCACAAGUUUUUUUAUUGAAACUUGUAGUAUUAUUUUUAAAGAGAUCUAUACUAUAAAUAUGGUGAUAUCUUUACAAAUAAUCUGUAAAAUAUACUAUUUGAGAGAGACAAAUUAGCUUUAUAGUAACUAUAGUCACUACUUUUCCCAUACAUUAUACAUAAGGGUUAUAAACUUUAUACAUAAGGGAUAUAUACUUUGUAUGUAUAUAUAUAUUUUUUUUUCUUUCACUUUUAGCUUGUUAUCCAGGAUUACACUGUUGUGCCUGUUUGUUUGCAGUGCUGUUUAUAUUCUGGGCAAUGAAAUAGGAGUUUCCUAGCUAUAUAUACCAAAUUACUCACCCGUGCAUAUAGUAAAGCUAAUGAAAUAAUCAAAAUAACUUCAUCUGCCUUUGGAAUAUUUUAUAUGGCUUGCACUAUAGGAUCUAUAAAAGGAAUUUAGUUGAGGUGGAUUGUUAAAUAUAUUCAGGAAAAUAUGAGCUACAUUUGAAAUUCAUUCGGUCUAAAGAACAUUUAGUCAAUUUAACCCUUAACUUAUGCCUACAAACUAUAGCACACACAUAAUAUGCAAACACCAAUCUAAUUGCUGUGCUUUUCUGCUUCUUUUACAGGCUUAUAUAUUACUCAUUUCAUGAUCUUGUGGUUUAAUUCUUUAUGCCCCUCCCUCUGGUUUUUGAUAGGUGAACAAAACUAAACUUCAGACUUUCAGAAGCUCAGUAUGAGGUUUCAUACUUUGACAAGUUAUCUUUAUGUAAAUACUCAGGUUUUACAAUGUUUAAUUGAUCUAAUACCAAACAACGUGGUGGAGGUAUUUUGGGAUGUGAUUUAGGAACCAGCUUUAUAAAGAGUGUUAGUAUGUCAUAAAAUUGUAGCUUAUUUAAAACCAAAUAUAGUUGUCCAUAUUCAAAGUGCCUUUUCACAAAGUGGAUGAUUUAAGCAUUUCUUCAGUCACUUAUGGACAGUUGAACUUUGUUUUUUUCCUCACUCAAUGAUAUGUUUAUUGAUAUUUUAGAGAGAGAGGAAGGGAAAUAAACAAACAUGGACUGGCUGCCUCCUAUAUGCACCCCAACAGGGGAUCAAACCCUCACCCUGUGUGUGUGCCCUGACUGGGGAUGGAGCCUGCAGCCUUUUGGUGCAUGGCAUGAUCUUCUGACCAAGUGAGCUGCCUGGACAGGGCAACAAUUGGGCAUUUUAAAGUGUUACAUGUAUAGCCUUAAAAUGUCAGUUAUAUUAAAAGUAGAAAUUUGAUGUUUUAUUUGCAAAAAAAUUGAAAUUUUAAUAUUUUUUAUUGCAAAUGACUUUCAUAUUUUGAGUACCCUCUAUCAUGCUUCCAUUUUAUGUUAUUUUAAAGCACCAAACCAAUAUGUUUCCUUUACAAUUUUGAUACUACAAUACUGAAACGUUGUUAAAUGAAAUUGUCAGAUUUCAAAUAAAAUAACUGAAGUUGAAAAUAAUAGAAAUUCCAGUACAUAGUUACUUUGUUAGAUUCUCAACUUAGUGAGGUGGGUUUUUUUCUAACAAGCCUGAUUGUAUUGAGUAUGUAUGCAUAUUCUAACUCCUUUAAAGUCCUUGGGCUUGUCUGAUGAGGUCAUUACUGAACACAAUUGUUAACUCUUGUUCUAAUUUUUUUUUACCCUAAUGUUUCUCACCCCAGGACAUGGUUAUUGAUUUUAGAGAGAGGGGAAGGGAGGGAGAGAAACACACACUGAGAGACAAACAUUGGUCGGUUGCCUCACACAUGCGCCCCAGUGGGGCUGAACUGACAACACAGGCAUGUGCCCGGACUGGUAAUCAAACCCGUAACUUUGAGCCACACCAGGCAGGGCCUAAUGUUUUAAAUGACUUGUCAAUUGAAUGAUUUCUUCUUGUUAAAUAUGUUAGAUCAUAUCUUUUCAUGAAAGUCCUGAAGUAUAAAUAUAAACAGUGUAUCUUAGAAAUCAUCCUCCAUCUUUCUGUCUGGGGAAAUCUGUUAAGUGACUCCUCCUCCCCUAAUAAUGGGGUGGGGGAAUUUCCAGCAGAUUUCAGGCUGUUCUUAAAGUUUCGGCAGGUCGUUCUCUCACUAGCACAUGAAAUCAAGAUGGUCAUGGGUCCGGAAGUGCAUUUAAAGUAUUUGCUUAUGAACUUCCUCAGUCAGAAUAGAAAAGAUAUUUAAAAGUACUAUUUUUCUGCCUUUGACCAAAAAGUGAAGAAAACCAAACAAACUUGUACAGGGAAAACUGAUUACUUUAAUCUAGCAAUUUAUCAGUAUUUGUUCUUGAUACGGAAUUUUAUUAAUUCCUGUUCAUAAAGUUUAUAACAAAAUAGUAUAGAAUAGCCUUUACUUGGAAGUUAAGUCAUCAUCAUCAUUGGCUGUGAAAGAAUGAACAUAAAUGACAGAUGAGAGGUGAAUAAAUAGCACAGAAUCUGUCAUUGCCAAAUUGUUUGUAAAUGUAUUGUUUAAGUUUAAUUUUCCUAAUUGUAUUUCGGUAUUUGUGGUGUGUGUAUGUUGGCGGGCGGAGGGGGGGGAGGGGGUGACCACAAAGCUUCUUUACAAAAUUUAAUUCUGAAAUGUCUUCAGAAAAUUUAGGUCUGAAGAUAGGAAGAGGAAGUGGGACACAGGAGUAACAGAUGGUUCUUUUGUACGUGGUUCUUACUGUGAUCACAGAGAAAACCCAAGUGCUCUCCAGAUUUGUCGCUGAACAUAUUUUUGCUUGCAUUUAAACUUGAAAUAUAUGAACAGAAUGAGACAAUCAGUUAAAAC
Phyllostomus discolor (pale spear-nosed bat) is the source of this 5040-nucleotide messenger RNA. It is a transcript of the gene CD2AP, whose product is annotated as CD2 associated protein. Lineage: Eukaryota; Metazoa; Chordata; Mammalia; Chiroptera; Phyllostomidae. The record is from RefSeq and is a predicted model, not a curated record. The transcript is spliced from 18 exons. Gene Ontology annotation, molecular function: protein binding. Bases 127 to 2025 code for a protein of 632 amino acids.